Molecule: messenger RNA, 1440 nt
Organism: Cinclus cinclus
Lineage: Eukaryota; Metazoa; Chordata; Aves; Passeriformes; Cinclidae
Gene: PHF1
Product: PHD finger protein 1
Exons: 14
Coding region: 160-1440 (426 amino acids)
Biological process (GO): chromatin organization; regulation of DNA-templated transcription
Cellular component (GO): nucleus
Molecular function (GO): DNA binding; chromatin binding
Source: RefSeq, a predicted model, not a curated record
CCCCGCGCCGCCGCUGCUGCGUCACGGCCCCGCCGCCGCCGCCCGCCCGCAGCGGCCGCUCGGGGUCGGGGCUGGGGGGCCCGAGAGACCCCCCCGGGACGGGCUGGAGACCCUCGGGACCCCCCCGCUGCCGGCCUCUGGCCCCGCCCCCCGGAUGUGAUGGAGGCCGCCGGGGGGCAGUCGCCCCCCCAGAACCCCCCGAAGCCCCCCCAGAUCGGGGAGGGGCAGGACGUGCUGGCGCGAUGGACGGACGGGCUGCUCUACCUGGGCGUCGUCAAGAAGGUGGACGCUCCCCGCCGGGGCUGUUUGAUCCAGUUCGAGGACAAUUCCCAAUUUUUCGUUCUCUGGAAAGACAUCAGCCCCGCGGCCGAGCCCGGGGAUGAGCCCUCGUGCUGCGUGUGCGCCGGGAAUUCCGGGAGUGCCGAGAACGGCCUCGUUCGAUGCGGGAUGUGCGGCCACGCGUACCACCAGCGCUGCCACGUUCCCCCUCCCCCCGGCGGCGCCGGGCCCUGGAGCUGCCGCCGCUGCGUCUUCGCCGUGGCCACCAAGCGGGGCGGGGCUCUCCGGCGGGGCCCGCAGGCGCGGGCGAUGCUCCGGAUGAAGUCGGUUCUUCCGUACGCGCUCGGGGCCCUGGACUGGGACCCCCCGCACCUGCACAACCUCCAGCACUGCUACUGCUACUGCGGCGGGCCCGGACACUGGAACCUGAAGAUGCUCCAGUGCUCCCAGUGCUCCCAGUGGUUCCACGAGGCCUGCACCCAGUGCCUGUCCCAGCCGCUGCUCUACGGGGACAGGUUUUACAUCUUCGAGUGCAGCGUCUGCCGGGGCGGAGCCGAGAGCGUGCGGAGGCUCCCGCUGCGCUGGGUGGACGUGGCUCACCUGCUGCUCUACCACCUGAGCGUGCGCUGCAAGAAGAAAUAUUUCGACCUGGAGAGGGAAAUUCUGCCCUUUGCCAACUGCAACUGGGAGGGGCUUCUGCUGGGCCGGCUCGCAGCCACCCCGAGGUCCGAGCGCUACGAGCGGCUCCUGGGGGCUCUCAGCACCCACAAGGACAGAGUCGUGUGGGGCCGGGAGAUGAAGAAACGGCCCCCCCAGCGGAUCCUACAACUUCCGGCGGAAACAGGAGAGGAGACCCCCCAGAAAUUUCCCCUCCCCCAGCCCCCCAUCCGGAUGUUCGCCUCCUUCCACCCCUCGGCCAACACCAGCCCCAGCUCUCCCACGCCGGACCCGGAUCCCGCCCCUCCCCCUCCCCCUCCCCCCUCGCGCCGCCGGCCCCUCCCCCUCCCCGGCCCCUCCCCAUCCCCCUCCCCGGCCCCUCCCCCCGCGCUGGCCCCGCCCCCCCCGGCCCAGGCCCCGCCCCCCCGCGUGCUGGCGCGCCGUGUGACGCUGGACGGGACCGUUCAGUACCUGCUGGAGUGGGGGGGAGGGGCCGUGCUCUGA